GCUGUGGAGAAUCUGCCCGCGCGGGCCUUGCAGCGAGGCGGCGGGGCGGGGUUGUGAGCGGCCUCCGGCUGUCCCGCAGGGAGGAGCCACCAGGCGCUGGGAGCGCUCCGAAGCAGCGCGCGCGGACUGCUGAGAUAAAAGAAUGGCAAACUUCUUUGCAUCGAAGAACUUCACUACACUUUCAGAUCUGCAUCCAAAUAUGGCUAAUCUGAAAAUAAUCGGCAUAGUUAUUGGGAAAACAGAUGUCAAAGGCUUUCCAGACAGAAAAAAUAUUGGGUCAGAAAGGUACACUUUCAGUUUCACCAUUCGUGAUUCACCAACCCAUUUUGUAAAUGCAACAUCCUGGGGCAAGGAAGAUUACAUCAGAUCACUUUCUGACAGCUUUAGGGUUGGCGAGUGUGUGAUAAUUGAAAAUCCCCUGAUCCAACGAAAGGAAUUAGAAAGAGAAGAAAAAUUCAGCCCUGCAACUCCUAGUGACUGUAAACUGCUGCUCAGUGAAGAUCACUCAACAGUAAAAGUUUGUUCCAGUUAUGAAGUGGACACCAAGUUACUUUCUUUGAUACGCUUACCUGUUAAAGAGUCUCGGGAUUAUUAUUCAUUGGGUGACAUUGUUGCAAAUGGACACAGUCUUGAUGGAAGAAUUAUUAAUGUGCUUGCAGCUGUGAGGUCGGUUGGAGAGCCAAAAUACUUUACAACUUCAGACCGAAGAAAAGGCCAGAGGUGUGAAGUUAAACUCUAUGAUGAGAUGGAGUCUUCUUUUGCAAUGAUAUGUUGGGAUAACGAAUCCAUUCUACUUGCACAGAGAUGGAUGCCACGAGAAACAGUAAUAUUUGCCUCAGAUGUAAGAAUAAAUUUUGACAAAUUUCGAAACUGCAUGACAGCAACUGUAAUCUCAAAAACCAUUAUUACAACUAAUCCAGAGACACCAGAAGCUAACAUCUUAUUGAAUUUUAUAAGAGAAAAUAAAGAAACAAGUCCUCUGGAUGAUGCAAUUGACAGUUAUUUGAAAGAAUCUAUAAAUUUAAAUACAGUAGUUGAUGUCUAUACAGUUGAACAAGUAAAGGUAAAAGCUUUGAAGAAUGAAGGGAAAGCUGAUCCUUUUUAUGGCAUUCUUUAUGCUUACAUUUCUACACUGAACAUUGAUGAUGACACUACAAAAGUAGUUCGAAAUAGAUGUUCUGGCUGUGGUUACAUUGUAAAUGAAGCAUCCAGCAUUUGUACAACUUGCAACAGAGAUUCUUCGAAGUUUAAAUCUGUUUUUCUCAGCUUCGAUAUGCUAAUUGAUGUUACGGAUCACACAGGUACCCUCCAUUCCUGUAAUCUCACAGGAAGUGUUGCUGAGGAGACUUUGGGCUGCACGGUAAAUGAGUUUCUGGCAAUGACGGAUGAACAGAAAACGGCAUUAAAGUGGCAGUUUCUUUUGGAAAGAAGCAAAAUUUAUUUAAAAUUUUUUUUAUCAGACAGAGCAAGGGGUGGAUUGAGGAUGAGUGUGCUCUCAUGUAAGCUUGCAGAUCCUGUUGAGGCAAGUAGGAACUUGUCUGGACAAGGAAAUAUUUAAACCAGAUAUCACUGUAAACUCUGGAAAAGAAUAUGAGUUUUAACUUCCCUUAAAGUGAGAAAUGAAUUUGAAAAUUAUGGAUGAAAUUGUAUUUUAUCCAAAUGUGGUAAAAAUGUUUCUAUAAGUUGUUAUGUUUCCUCCUGGAGUUGGUUUGGGGCUACAUCUCAAAUAUCUAUCUCACCUGAGCUCAAUUCUUAGACCAUUUCUACCGCCUUUGCCCUCUCUCUUCCCAAGUUGGAAAAUGUUUGCAUGAAUAAUAAACAAAUUUAAUCUUUCUCACA
This is a messenger RNA of Miniopterus natalensis, 1839 nucleotides long. It is a transcript of the gene MEIOB, whose product is annotated as meiosis specific with OB-fold. Gene Ontology annotation, biological process: resolution of meiotic recombination intermediates. Lineage: Eukaryota; Metazoa; Chordata; Mammalia; Chiroptera; Miniopteridae. Gene Ontology annotation, molecular function: single-stranded DNA binding; single-stranded DNA 3'-5' DNA exonuclease activity. The record is from RefSeq and is a predicted model, not a curated record.